AUGGGCGACAAAACCAAAAAGGUCAAAGGACCUAGUGACGGACCCACCAUCACUCCAACACCCACCGACAUUGUCCUCAAAGAGAAAAAGCCCAAGGCUAAAAAAGUCAAGGGUACCAGCUCUGACAACCGGGAAACAAACACUCCCGAACCCACUGAGGAACCAGACACAACCCCCAAAAAAUCCAAGAAGGAGAAGAAGAAGGAUCGCAAGCGCAAGCGCCAUCUCGAUGAUGAUGAGCCGACUGAGAUUGGAAUAGUGACCGCGGCUGACGUGCUGAAGGGAGAGGAGGAUGGCGAGCCUUCCAAGAAGAAAAAGAAGAAGGCCAUUGUUGAUGGUGAGGGGAAGUCGCCAAGGCGUGACAGCAAGGGGAAUGUGGAGGGUGAGGUCGGGAAGUAUAGGAUUGUGUUGAAGUUGGAGCGGAUCGACGGGGAUGAUGCUGUGGCAGCAGGGGAGUCUGGCGCCGGGAAGAAGAGCAAGAAAGUGAAGGAAGCAGGCAGCUUGGGUGAUGAGGAAGUUGAUGAGGAAGGUAAAAAGCGGAAGGCGGAGAAAAAGGCUAAGAAGGACAAGAAAGGCAAGAAGAAGGAGAAGAAGGAGAAAAAGAACAAGCGACAGGACGACCAAGGCCAGGAGGAGGACGUGGUGAUGGCGGAUAGCAAGGCCGACAAGUCGGAGCCCGAGAACGACAAGAAGGACAAGAAGAAGGACAAGAAGCUGAAGAAAGAUAAGGUCAAAAAGAAGGCCAAGCCAGUCGACACCCCUGAGGAAUCAUCGGCCUCCGAGGACGAGAAAGACGCAGCCCCGGCCGCCCCUCACAUUGCCGCUACCGCACCCGAACUGGACCUUGCCGAACGAUGGAACGUCCACGGCCUCGGCGGCGGUGCCUCUCGCCAGAGCAAAUUCAUGCGUCUCCUGGGCGGGAAGAAAGCGAGCACGGGGUCCACGGAGACCAGCGGCGGCCAGGCCGGUGCCCGGAAGCGGUUCGACAUUGGGCAUGUGUCGCAGGAUCUGGAGAAGCAGUUUGACGCGGGUAUUCAUAUGAAGUUUGGGGGUGGUGGGCAGCGCAAGGGGUUGGGUGCUUGA
This is a messenger RNA of Dichotomopilus funicola, 1083 nucleotides long. RefSeq names its product small acidic protein family-domain-containing protein. The transcript has a single exon. NCBI's taxonomy places the organism in Eukaryota, Fungi, Ascomycota, Sordariomycetes, Sordariales, Chaetomiaceae. Bases 1 to 1083 code for a protein of 360 amino acids. The record is from RefSeq and is a predicted model, not a curated record.